AACUACUAAUAGCUAAACCACUUGGACUAUAAAACACAACAAAUCAUAAACCAAGCAAAAGAGCCGUGCCCUCCCAAUGAGUUCCUAUUUUGUAAACUCAACUUUCCCAGUGACUCUGCCCGGAGGACAGGAGUCCUUCUUGGGACAGAUACCGUUAUAUUCCUCCGGAUACACAGACCCUUUACGACACUAUCCCGGGGCUGCUUAUGGAGCUACCAGUGUCCAAGACAAGACCUACCCAUCCUCCUUUUACCAGCAAGCGAAUAGUGCUUACGGCAGGGCAACCGCCAUCGGUCCCUGCGAUUACUCGACAGCAAGUUUCUACAGGGAAAAGGACCCUGCUUGCGCCCUCGCCAGCAUAGAGGAACACUCGCUCGUUCUCAGCCAGGACCAUCGCAAGACAGACUGCACGGGGUCGACGGGGAAAAGCAUCUACCCUGAGAUCGACGAACAGAAACCGUCAGCGCCUGUUUAUCCUUGGAUGCAACGGAUGAACUCGUGUAACGGGACAUUCGGAAACGCUGGACGAAGGGGUCGUCAGACGUAUACUCGCUACCAGACGUUAGAAUUGGAGAAAGAGUUCCACUUUAACAGGUAUCUGACCCGAAGGCGCCGAAUUGAGAUUGCGCACGCACUGUGCCUGACAGAACGUCAGAUAAAGAUUUGGUUCCAAAAUCGGCGAAUGAAAUGGAAAAAAGAGAACAAACUGAUCAACUGUUCACAGACCAGCGGCGAAGAGGAGGAGGAGAAGAGGACAGAAUGAAAUUAUGAACGAUAAAUCCCAUGAAAAAGAAACUGUCAGAGAGGGCAUUAGACUCCACUCUCUAAUAACACAAAUGAAGACUUUCCAUCAUGUUAGCAACUCAUUCCUGCUAACUCAUUUUAGUUUCUAUUGUGAUUUUAUAUUUCUUUCUUUUUUUUUUUUUUUUACAUGUGGUUUUGUGCGCUAUUACUAAGACUUUAGAUUUGCUCUUUUACCUGAAAUGUCCAUGUUGAACGAAGCUAUUUGAAAUCUGUCAUAUUCGUGUUCAUAUUUAAACUGUGUAAAACUAAAAGUAAUUUCCCAUUGUAUAAAAAACGUUUAGCUAUAUUUCAUUUUUUGGUAAUGUUUUUUCUUUUUUUUUAGACGUUUAGACAGUUUGAGUUAAUUUAUAGAGUUUGGGUGGAAAGGGCUGGAGCACUUAAAUAUUCCAGAGAAGCAUGGUAGAGGUAUAUUAGUCUAUGAUAGUCCAGUAUUCUAUAAUUUCUUGUACGUGCUUUCUGUUUGUUGUUCAACCCUUCAAUAAACCUUACAAAUCAA
Molecule: messenger RNA, 1300 nt
Organism: Myxocyprinus asiaticus (Chinese sucker)
Lineage: Eukaryota; Metazoa; Chordata; Actinopteri; Cypriniformes; Catostomidae
Gene: hoxb6a
Product: homeobox B6a
Exons: 2
Coding region: 77-763 (228 amino acids)
Biological process (GO): regulation of transcription by RNA polymerase II; anterior/posterior pattern specification
Cellular component (GO): nucleus
Molecular function (GO): RNA polymerase II cis-regulatory region sequence-specific DNA binding; DNA-binding transcription factor activity, RNA polymerase II-specific
Source: RefSeq, a predicted model, not a curated record